AUGGAGUUAAGCUUCAUUCAAAGCAACCUCAACCACUGUAGUGCGGCUCAAGAUCUGUUAGCCCAAUACAUGGUUGAGGAGAAGAUUGACGUCGCGCUCAUAAGCGACCCCUACAGGAUCGAUGCCCACUCAACAUCCUGGAUCGCCAGCACAGGCACAAACAGGGCGGCUAUCUUCAUCGCGAGCAAUGGAGUAACAAUCGCCAACGUGGUCCGCGAUCCCGAAUUCAUUUCCGCUCGACUCAACGGCGUGCAGGUAUACUGCUGUUACGCCUCACCCAACCAGCCACUCGAAGACUUCGGCGAUCUGCUCCAGCGGCUCGGGGACAGCAUCAGAUCCACCCAGCGAGGCGUUCCCGUAUUAGUCACCGGGGACUUCAACGCCAGAUCCGCCGCGUGGGGCGACUGGGUCGAGAACCGGAGAGGCCAUGAAUUGAGUUCGCUGGUCGAGUCCCUCGAUCUCGUUACCUUGAACGAAGGCUCCACCCCAACCUUCCCCAGAGGCGCAGGAUCAAUCGUAGAUGUAACCUUCGCAUCGGAGACCCUGGCAAUCCGAGUAAAUAACUGGAGGGUGCUGGAGUCGGUGUUCAAUUAUAGUGACCACCACUAUAUCCGCUACUCCCUAGCGCGAAACAGAGAAAGCCCUUCCCCUGCUGCCUCCAAUACCUUCUGUGGCUGGGAAACCUCUGGGGGAAUUGACAGCAAUUCCUUCCUAACUGGAAUGCUGCUUGCCGAGUGGCUUGAGCAAGGCAUCGGCCAAGACAGACUCGACGCCGAUUCAGAAGCCGUAAACUUGCGCGCAAGGGUAACGGCUGCAUGCGAUUACGCACUACCCCCCCGACGAGCUCCCAGAGCGGGGAAGACCCCAGUGCACUGGUGGAACGGGGAGAUUAAUUCGUUACGCGCGGAUUGCGUGAGGGCGAAACGACGGAAGGUCAGAAUGGUGGCCCGUAUUGCCCGGCUCCGCAUGCGCCCCCCGGCUGACUUCGAUCACGUACGAGCAGAAUCUGAGCUCACCAGGACCAGCGACGAGUUCCGCGAAGCCAAGAGACAGCUAAAACUGGCUAUACUGCAGAGCAAAAAGAGAUGCUGGAAGGAGCUCAUCUCCUCAGUAGACGCGGACCCGUUUGGAAAACCUUACAAACUGGUAAUGAGGAAGCUGAGGGGACCUCCAGCGACAGCCUCGAUGGAGAUGCAGACACUGAGAAAUGUUAUCGGAACGCUGUUCCCAACAAACCCAACCAGCAGUUAUAGGGACCUGCCCACCUCUGAACCCCCAGUCCCUUUCUCCACGGACGAGGUUAAUGCGGCAGUCGAAAGGGCACGUAGCAAGAAUAAGGCACCAGGGCCUGACUGCAUCAACAGCAGAAUCCUAGCGGCAGUACACAAAGCCGACCAGCGCAUCCUAGUGGAGCUUUUCAACAAAUGCCUUCACCAAGGAACCUUCCCGCUGGAGUGGAAAUCUUCCCGGAUUGUUCUCUUAAGGAAGGGCAUCAAACCUGAGGGUGUCCCGUCAUCCUAUCGCCCGCUCUGUCUCCUGAAUGACGUGGGGAAGAUGUUGGAGUUCCUUCUGACCCGCAGGCUGGAUGACCACAUUACCUCGAUGGGCAACCUGUCGCCGAACCAGUACGGCUUCCGGAAAAAACUGUCAACUGAUGACGCGGUGCGCACACUACACUUUGCCAUCGUUAACGAAGUAAACGAUGGAAAAUUUUGCCUUGCGAUCAGCCUCGAUAUAAAGAACGCAUUUAACACCAUCAAAUGGCCGGAUAUAAUGGCAGCAUUGGCGAGCUGGAACGUCCCUUCCUACUUGCGCCGAAUGUUCCAGUCUUACUUCACGAGCAGGGCUGGAACGGUUUCCACCAGCUGCGGAAGCAUGGAGGUCGAAAUAUCUGGAGGCGUACCCCAGGGAUCCGUCGUUGGUCCCCUCCUCUGGAAUGCUACGUUCGACGAUGUCCUCAGAUUGCCUCUACCCCAGGGAGCGAAGUUGCUUGGAUUCGCGGAUGACACAAUGUUGAUGGUCUCGGCCAAGACUAUUGCCCAGUUGGAAACACUGGCUAACAAUGCUCUGCAGCUUGUAGUGGGCCGCAUCACAAACCUCAGCCUGCAGAUUGCAGCGGACAAGACCGAGGCUGUACUAUUCACUUUGAAGUACAAGUAUGAGACACCAAUAAUCAAGAUCGAUGGGAAGACAAUACCGAUUACGAAAAAAAUGACAUACCUCGGUAUAAUCAUUGACAGUUCCCUGUUCUUUAAGGAACACUUGAAGGCGGCAUCUGCAAAGGCGGAAAUGAUCGCCACGCAGUUGUCAAGGAUCAUGCCGAACGUGGGCGGUCCGCGGGAGGACAGGCGCCGUUUGCUGUCUUCGGUCGUCCACUCAGUGCUGUUAUACGGCGCACCGUCUUGGGCACAUACCCUCGACCUGAUCCCUGGCAAUGUGAAGCUGCUUAACCAAACUCAACGGAAGAUACUUCUCCGCCGCACCUGUGCCUAUAUAACGGUUUCAGGUGCAGCGGUGAACGUGCUGGCGUCAACUCCACCAGCUGACCUAUUGGCUAGAGAACGUGAGACCGAGUUCCUAGCAAGACGAGGAGGGCGAAUUGUUGCAACCAAAGAAGAAACCAGAAAAGUAACUAUCGCAAAAUGGCAGGCGAGAUGGGAUGCAGUGAAGGCGGAUGACCCAGGAAGCUGGACGAGGAGACUCAUCCCCGACUUGGCGACAUGGUGUUCGAGAGGAUUCGGCCUGGUCGAUUUCCAUUUGACCCAAUUUCUCUCCGGUCAUGGUUGCUUCGGGUUUUACCUCUGCAGGAUACGGAAAGUAGAGCAGCCGCACUGUGUCGACUGCAAUGACCCUCUAGACAACGCCGAGCAUGCGGUAUUCAAUUGCGACAGGUGGUGGCGUGCACGGGCUGAGCUGGAAGCCGAACUGUCAGUCGAAUUCACUGCAGAAACCGCCAUCACAGUGAUGCUGAAAUCAAGGAGCCACUGGGCUUCAGUGGCCAAACUCGUACACACUAUCCUGUCCACCAGAGAGAAGGAGGAACGAGAGAGACAGCGUGAACAAGCCGUGGUAAUUUAA
Messenger RNA from Macrosiphum euphorbiae (potato aphid), 3078 nucleotides. NCBI's taxonomy places the organism in Eukaryota, Metazoa, Arthropoda, Insecta, Hemiptera, Aphididae. The record is from the annotation of a GenBank genome assembly.